AUGCGGGAGACCUGGGUUCGAUCCCUGGGUUGGGAAGAUCCCCUGGAGGAGAGCAUGGCAACUCAUUCCAGUAUUCCUGCCUGGAGAACCCCCAUGUGCAGAGGUGACUGGUGGGCUACAGUCCAAGGGGUCGCAGAGUCAGACACGACUGAGCGACUGAGGACAGCACAGAACAUGCUUCCCAGGUGGCCUGGAGGUAAAGAAUCCACCUGCCCAGCAGGAGAUUUGGGUUCAUCCUGGGUCAGGAAGAUCCCCUGGAGAAGGAAAUGGCAACCCACUACAGUCUUCUUGCCUGGGAAAUCCCAUGGACAGAGGAAGUUGACAGGCUACAGUCCAUGGGGUCACAAAAGAGUUGGACAUGACUUGGUGACUAAACAACAGUAUGUUGUAAAGGAAGGGUCCAAUUUCAUUCUUUUGCACUUGGGAAUCCCCAAGUGGCUCAGCAGUAAAGAAUCUGCCUGCAAAGUAGGAGAUGUGGGUUUGAGCCCUGGGUCGGGAAGAUUCCCUGGAGGAGGAAAUGGCAACCCACUCCAGUAUUCUUGCCUGGGAGAUCCCAUGGACAGAGGAGCCUGGUGA
This is a messenger RNA of Rangifer tarandus platyrhynchus (Svalbard reindeer), 576 nucleotides long. NCBI's taxonomy places the organism in Eukaryota, Metazoa, Chordata, Mammalia, Artiodactyla, Cervidae. The record is from the annotation of a GenBank genome assembly.